GGGGAAGUGGUGACGGGAGAUAAUCCGGGAGUGACGUCCAGAACGUGGGAGCUGUUUCCGAGCGUGGCCAGCCAACGGGCUGCAGCGCCGACUUUACUGCGCGAGCCUGUCAAACACAACCAACACAGCCGACAUGGCGGACUGGGACGCUGAAACCUUCGAGCCGGAGGAGCCGAUUAAAAAGGCGGCAGUGCUGGACAAGUGGGAAGGCGAGGACGAAGAUGAAGACGUUAAGGAUAACUGGGAUGACGAUGAAGAGGAGGAGAAAAAAGUAGAAGUCAAGAAGACGGAGACGAAGGUGUCUGAAAAGAAAAAGCUGACUGAAAAGAUUAAAGAGAAAGAAAAUCAGUUACGGAAGAAACAACAAGAACUGAAAAAGGAGAUGGAAGAGAAACCAGAAGAACUUACUCCAGAGGAACAACUCGCAGAAAAGUUACGAGUUCAGAAACUACAGGAAGACGCAGACUUGGAGCUAGCAAAAGAUGCUUUUGGUGUUAGUACCGUCACAGGAAUCGAUGCCAUGUGUCCAUCUUCCAAAGAAGAAUUCACAGAAUUUGAAAAGUUGCUGAAAGAAAAGAUAACUCAAUUUGAAAAAUCUGUCCAUUAUUCAAGUUUCUUGGAUUCAUUGUUUCGGGAACUUUGUAUUUCAUUGGAAGUAGAGGACUUGAAGAAAAUUAGUGGUUCCCUUUCAGUCCUACUUAGUGAAAAACAGAAACAGGAAAAACAAAACAAAGGAAAGAAAAAGAAGAAAGGCGUGGUACCUGGAGGUGGACUGAAAGCACAGAUGAGAGACGAGCUUGACUAUGCAGAGUUUGACGGUGGUUACGCCCAGGACUACGAGGACUUCAUGUGACAUAGGCUCCAUUAUUACUUUCCUCCCUUCCUUCCUAACCCUCAAAACUACAGCUGUACCUUCCCAUGCUGUCCAGUGCCAUCCUGGGAAAUCUGAACUGUGUGCCCCUCCUCCUUUCAUUUUGCUUCAGUUACCAGAGGGACUAUACCUGGGAGCAUCCAGUCUCAGCACUCUUAACAUACAGAACGGCCUUUUUUUUUCUGUCUCAUUCAGCCUCGACUCGCACACGAUCAUGUGGAAUCUGUUGUGUGACCCAGCUUCAAAGGAGAAUACAUCUUUAACUGCUGCUGUCAGGAUUUUGCAGGUCUUUUUUUAUUAUUAAAAGGUUGCUCCUGUUUAAAAAUGGCAGACACAGUAUGGCAGGUUCAAGUAAAGUGACAUAGAAACAAGGUUCUAUGCAAAUUCCUUAACCAGAAUGUCAUGUAUUAUAGGUCACACUGAAGUGUGUUUAGGUCUUUUACAGGAAAAAUGUAUAUAAUAAAUAUCUCUUGGGUUGCCAAAUGCAGAACAAUUAUUCAGUUCAUUAUUCAUCUCUAUCUCUGGAACAGUUGCAUUGUGGGUUAAUUGAGAGAGGCAUACCAUAUGAGUAGUUGUAAUUUUACAGAGCGCACAUGACAUUCAAUGUAAGUUAAAAGGGAUAGAGUAUAAUAAAUGUGACUUUAAAACCUCACAGCCAUUCUCUUGAUACAUCUCUGGAAUAUUCUUGAAAAUAUGAAGCAAAUGACGCUUAAAGGUAUUUUCUUUUGCAUGACAGAAAUGUAACUUACUAAUUUGAGUUUUACUAAUGCGAAAAAAAAACAAAAACAUACAGAUCAGGCAAGUGUAGUAACUUGCUGCAACUGGUCUCUUUAAUUGUUGCUUCUGCAGGCUUGUAUCAAGUAUGAUGAGGAGCGGAGGCUAAUGGGCUUCACCCCCACGUCUUCAUAUGGGCUUCAGUUAGUUAAAAGGGGCGUCUUUCUCCCUUUUUUUUUUUUCUUUUCUAGCUAAAGACCAGUUCCAAUCUCACACAGACAAUUUGAAACAUGCAGUUUUGAACAUGUGACAUCUGUUUUAUAAGCAUCUAAUUUAAUAAACGACUGGUCAAGCGAGCAAA
This is a messenger RNA of Fundulus heteroclitus (mummichog), 1946 nucleotides long. RefSeq names its product eukaryotic translation initiation factor 3, subunit Jb (gene eif3jb). Lineage: Eukaryota; Metazoa; Chordata; Actinopteri; Cyprinodontiformes; Fundulidae. The transcript has 8 exons. Gene Ontology annotation, cellular component: cytoplasm; eukaryotic translation initiation factor 3 complex. The coding region runs from base 134 to 853 and encodes 239 amino acids. The record is from RefSeq and is a predicted model, not a curated record. Gene Ontology annotation, molecular function: translation initiation factor activity.